Messenger RNA from Poecilia latipinna (sailfin molly), 2053 nucleotides. Its product is annotated as melanopsin-A-like. Gene Ontology annotation, cellular component: membrane. Gene Ontology annotation, biological process: G protein-coupled receptor signaling pathway; visual perception. NCBI's taxonomy places the organism in Eukaryota, Metazoa, Chordata, Actinopteri, Cyprinodontiformes, Poeciliidae. Bases 162 to 1847 code for a protein of 561 amino acids. The transcript has 11 exons. Gene Ontology annotation, molecular function: G protein-coupled receptor activity. The record is from RefSeq and is a predicted model, not a curated record.
CUGCACAGCUGUUGUACUCCAGUUUCUCUGAGGAGGAUGUAGGAGCUGGAUGGAGAGGAUGACCGGCUGCUCGGACUCCUAAAACCACCUCAGACAAGCUCAAAACAUCUCAAAUAAACUUCUCUUGCACAUUCAGGGGUUCUCCAUUGUUUGGUCCGCGGAUGGAUUCCAGGCUCCAUAUCGGACCGGUGGUUCCGACACCGGACCCAACCGGCAGCGCGCCUUGGAAUAUCAGCUCCAUCAACCCGCACCGGCUCAUGGAGGUGUCUCCGGUGGCUCCAGCUAACCAGGACGCCAUCGUCCCGGCCCACGUGUUUCCGACGGUAAACGUCCCGGCUCACGCCCACUACACCAUCGGCGUCGUCAUCCUGGCUGUGGGCAUCACAGGCAUGCUGGGAAACUUCCUGGUCAUUUACGCUUUCAGCAGAAGUCGGAGCCUUCGGACACCGUCCAACAUCUUCAUCAUCAACCUGGCGGUCACAGACUUCCUGAUGUGUCUCACCCAGACGCCCAUCUUCUUCAUCACCAGCAUGCAUAAACACUGGAUCUUUGGGAAAAAAGGGUGUGAACUGUACGCUUUCUGUGGCGCGCUGUUUGGCAUCUGCAGCAUGAUGACACUGAUGGUGAUCGCAGUGGACCGAUACGUUGUCAUCACCCGGCCGCUGGCCUCUCUGGGAGUCAUGUCUCACAGAAAAGCUCUCUGCUUCGUGGCCGCGGCCUGGCUCUACUCCAUGGGCUGGAGCCUUCCCCCGUUCUUCGGCUGGAGUGCCUACGUCCCUGAGGGUCUGAUGACUUCCUGCUCUUGGGACUACAUGACCUUUACCCCUUCGGUGCGCUCCUACACCAUGUUGCUCUUUACAUUUGUUUUCUUCAUCCCUCUCUUCAUCAUCAUCUUAUGCUACUGCGGCAUCUUCAGAGCCAUCCGCCACACAACACGAGCGAUAUCAAAGAUCAACUGUGAGGGAAGAAGAGACUCUGCAAAGAGGUUCCAUAAAAUGAGGAGUGAAUGGAAAAUGGCUAAAAUCGCCUUAAUCGUCAUUUUGCUGUUUGUCAUCUCCUGGGCUCCGUACUCCUGUGCAGCCCUCACUGCAUUUGCAGGGUACGCCGACUUACUGACUCCUUACAUGAAUUCAGUUCCUGCAGUGAUCGCCAAAGCUUCAGCCAUUCACAACCCCAUCAUCUACGCCAUCACGCAUCCGAAAUACAGAUCGGCCAUCAGCAGAUACGUACCAUAUCUGGGCAUGUUGCUGUGCAUCAGCAGCAGGGACCGCUACAGCAGCAGCAGCCUGCAGUCCACACGCCGAUCGACACUGACCAGCCAAUCGGAGUGCAAAGGCACCGGCAGGCAUCGCACCUCGUCCCAGUCCGAGAGCGAAUCAGCGCACUUCUCGGACACCGAGGAGGACUGCUCAUCUCAGACGCCUGCCGGUCGUCACUCGUCCGCUGACGUCAAACAGGUGCGCCAUGCGAGCCAGAGAUCAAAGGUGAGUGGUCACAACGCUGGAGCGUUUGAGAGAACCGCUGCCCUCCACCCCACUGACCCGGCCAUUUGUCACCUUUCACAGCUCACCACUCUGACAGAGCCUGAAGACAUCUGCAUGCUGGAGAUCAGCCGGCAGCCAACCAGCCAUCUGUCUGCUACUCUGGAUAGCAUGAUGAGGGAGCCCGGACCAAAGACGGUGUCCAAGAACCCGUCGUCCAUCAUCGUCGCCUCCAUAUCCACCCCGUCCAUCCUGCACAGUCCUCCCGGUUUCCACGGCAGCCUCAAAGUGGCCAGAACCGUUACUCCGGUCAGUAAGGAGCUGCUCGACAUCGCCAGACUGGAGACGACGACGGCGUUACCGUGAACAGUAAAGUCUAGUACUGUGUCGCCGUGUCUCCCUUCUGAGGAGUAACCUGUACCAGCAUGCUGUCUGAUCGUUAUGGUUCCCUUUGCAUGCAAUGAAAAUAUGUGAGCCUGAAUUCCCAGAAAGUUUAGGUGAUGUGUGUUUGAGCUGCAGGAAUGGGCCGGUUUCCAGUCUUAAUAAAUCAACGCCACGGUUUUCAGAAGUCA